This is a messenger RNA of Juglans microcarpa x Juglans regia, 1116 nucleotides long. RefSeq names its product mitochondrial import inner membrane translocase subunit TIM17-2-like. Bases 146 to 835 code for a protein of 229 amino acids. The transcript has a single exon. The record is from RefSeq and is a predicted model, not a curated record. Gene Ontology annotation, cellular component: mitochondrial inner membrane; TIM23 mitochondrial import inner membrane translocase complex. Gene Ontology annotation, molecular function: transmembrane protein transporter activity. Gene Ontology annotation, biological process: protein import into mitochondrial matrix. Lineage: Eukaryota; Viridiplantae; Streptophyta; Magnoliopsida; Fagales; Juglandaceae.
GUCGGGGAUAACACGGUAAACGACACGACGUUUGCAUUGAUAAAAACGACAUGCACUUUAAAAAUACAACGCACAUAUAUACACACCGACCGCCAUACCUCCUCUCAAAAUUCAACAGAAGAAACCCUAAAGAAACUUCGACAUCAUGGGGACGCCGGAGACGUCUAGGGAGCCGUGCCCGGACCGCAUCCUCGACGACGUAGGCGGCGCGUUCGCCAUGGGAGCCGUGGGUGGCUCGGCCUUCCACUUCCUCAAGGGCAUCUACAACUCUCCCAUCGGGGCGCGAGUCGUAGGUGGCUCCCAGGCCGUGCGUCUCAACGCACCCCGCGUCGGAGGCAGCUUCGCCGUUUGGGGCGGCCUCUUCUCCGCCUUCGACUGCACCAUGGUCUACGUCCGCCAGAAGGAGGACCCCUGGAACUCCAUAGUGGCCGGCGCAGCCACCGGUGGCUUCCUCUCCAUGCGCCAGGGUCUCGCCGCCUCAGCUCGAUCGGCUGCUUUCGGUGGUGUCCUCUUGGCUCUCAUCGAAGGAGCUGGGAUCAUGCUGAACCGGAUGUUCAGUGCACAACAACAGAUGCCCAUGAUCAUCGAAGAGCCCCCACCUAAUAUGCCCGCUCUUCCUGGAUUCAUGGGCCAGUCACCGGGCCUUCCCCAUGUCCAGCCCCCGUUAGAGCCGGCGUCGGGAAGUGGAUCUUCUUCGGAUUCGAGUUCAGGUUGGCUCGGAGGUUGGUUCGGCGGACGAAAGAAGAAAGAUUCGGCGGCAACGAGUAGCGGAAGCGAGACGAAGAUCUUGGAGAGUUUCGAUGCACCACCGGUGCCGACUUUUGAGUACAAGUGAAAACAUAAUAAAAAAAUAAAAAAAACAGAAAAAAAUGAAGAUAAAAGAGGCAAAGAAACUUCAAUCGAAAGUUGUUCAUUUUUUUUUGUUUUUGUUUUUAUUUUUGUUUUUGUUUUUGUUGUGACGAUGAUUUCAGAACAAGAGAAUCUGGGGGUUUGUGUUAGGUAUUGUGUCGGACCCGAGUUUUGUGACACAAUUGUUCUUCUUUAAUGGUGAGAUAGUGGCACUGUAAAAUAAUGCUUUUUCCAAAUGGUACUUAUCAAAAUUAAUGCUUCUUUCAA